AUGGCGGACUUCACGGAAAUAAUGAAAAAUCAAGUAAUGAAACCUAGAGAAGAAGACAGGAUGAUGAUUAGUGGGAGUCGAAGAGAAGGAUUCAGGCUACAGGGAUCAGAUAUCGACGCAAUGUUUUGGCCAGAUGACCACCGUGUAAUAUGGGACUUGGCUCAGGCUCAGAAUUAUGACUUAAGUAGAAAGGUACUGAUCCUCUGUGAUUGUUCUGAUAGUCCACCAGGAUUCGCUUUACUUGAAUUACUGACACAAACACAAAAGGAAAGUGUAAAGAAUGCAUGCAUGAGAAUAAGCGACAAACUCUAUGUAUCCAGUUCUAAAUACAGACAGAUCACAUGUUCAGCAGUUAAAAUUUAUUCUAAGGAGCAUGGUCCGUGUGCUAGUGGUGUUAAAGGGGAAACAGAGUAUGACGCUGCCCUAUGUUUUGUCUGUGAUUUAUGGCCCCCUCCUGCCUCCAAAUGGAUAGACAGAUGUCACUCAUGGCCCCCGUCUUAUCUUGUCGAUGACAUUGUUAGAAAUGGAUGCCACUUUGUAGCAAUUGGACACAAACUAGGAAAGCAUGCAGACAAUGAAUGGAGAAUUUCCAUCUCUUUGGCAGAACAAAAACUUGUAUAUUCAAUGAAUCAUUGCCAAUUCUUAACCUAUGGGCUGCUUAAGUUGCUUUUAAAAGAGUCUAUUAAUGAUGGAUUAAGUGAUGAGGAUAAAUUGCUCUGUUCCUAUCACAUGAAGACAGCAGUUUUCUGGGCGAUUCAACAAAACACAAUUCCUCACUGGCAUCCACAAAAUCUUCUUCAGUGUUUCUGGUUCUGUUUUAAACUUAUCCUUAAAUGGGUGUAUGAGGGGGUAUGUCCAAACUUCUUUAUUCCAGAAAACAACAUGUUUCUAAGUAAUAUCCAUGGUGAAGCACAAACGAAUUUAUUUAUUAGGCUUCAUGAAUUGUAUGAGAAGGGUUUAGUAUCACUGCUUCAUUGUCCAUCUAUCAGAUCUAGUCUUAUCAGUGUCCUUCAAAAUCCCAGACAACCUGUUGAUACAGAUAAACACAUGGUGAUCUCUAGGGUUUUAUUUGAAGUAGAUCUAUUCAGAGAGCUGCGUGGCAAUAAAGUAUUAACAACAGACCUAGACAAAUGUAUGAUGUACAGGGUGUUUCAGAAAACAUGCAACCAUUUUGAUUGA
Messenger RNA from Saccostrea cuccullata (small rock oyster), 1179 nucleotides. RefSeq lists its product as uncharacterized. Bases 1 to 1179 code for a protein of 392 amino acids. The transcript has a single exon. NCBI's taxonomy places the organism in Eukaryota, Metazoa, Mollusca, Bivalvia, Ostreida, Ostreidae. The record is from RefSeq and is a predicted model, not a curated record.